GGGAGGCCGAGUCGGCUCGUUGACGUAGCCUAGAAGAGACAAGUAAGAGGCUAGAGCGGCCGGCAAUGGUUUUCGCCGACGAGGAAGCGGAAGUGAGUUGGGUCCGGAGCUGGGACAUGGAGUCCGGGCAGCAGCCGGUGUGGCGCGGCCUGGGGCUGCUCGGCAGAGGCGGGGACAACCCCGGGCUGGGCCCUGGGGGCUGCGAGAGGCGGCUGCUGUGGGUCGCGUCCUUGCUGUGCGUUUUGCUGGACCUGCAGUUGCCAGGUAACCAUGGUAACCGGGAGGCGAGGGGUCGUUUCCUCUUUGCCCUCAGCGACAGGGCUUCUGCUGGCCCCGCCCCCUGCGUAGGCGGUCGCCCCGCCCCUUUCUCUCUCCCCUCCCCCUGUGUUGCCGGGUCCUCCGCGUCAGGGUUCGCUCUGACGCCCCCAACCCACCUUCUAAGCCCCGCCCGCCACGGGCCCCGCCCCCUCACGUUGACGCCCCUUGUAGCCCCGCCCAUAUGCUUGUAGCCCCGCCCCUUUUCAUUGCCACUCUCACUUAGCAUGUUUCUAGUCCUUAGUGUUCUCCUCCAUCUUCCACAACUCAUGCCUUGCACUUCUGAUCUUUUGCAUCCGGUGGAAGGUUCCUGCCGGCUGCCAGUCAAUAUUGGUUGAGGUAGUUGCUCCCUCUGCCCUACUCCCAGUUUUCUCCACAAGGAGUACACUUAUUAUUUACCCAAACAGAGGCAGGGCUGUACAGGACCUGUCGGAUAACCUAACUGAAGGGAACAUCCCUUGAUUAUAAAACCAUACGCAUGUUUUCCUAAUGUAUCUUUAAUAUUUCUUUACAUGCCAUACAUAAGCAACGAUAGCAGCUAGUAUGUUGUUUCUUGGGGAAAGGUGUAACAGUACAGUAGUUUGAAGUUGGAACUGCCACUUGGAACAAGUUUGUGAUGUAUAUUAAAGUCUCUAGUCCAAUAGAUCGCUCUAGAUGUUUCCAUGGGUCUGGGGAGAUGGUGUUGAUUGAUCUUUGCAUCUUAUAUGGGACACAAAGAUAAGUGACAGGAGGCAGCUGUUUUUGAACACGAUGGAUUUAGUUUUAAAAAUGGUUUCACUGUUUGUUGAAUUUAUAAAAACAGCAAACCAGUUCUAGAGAUACUUGCCCUUCAGGCUUACUUCAGCAGGACACACCUUCUGGGUUUGCAGAAAGCUAUGCAGUGUGGAAAAAACUGCGAUUGGCAGAAUACCUGGUUCUGGAACCAGUAACUGACUGGAGUUUCCAGAAGUGAUCUUUCACAUCUCAUUCUACUUGAUUCUCCCCCUGGAAAUGCUAAGGAGUUUUUAACAGAGUCCCUUCAAUAGCAGAGAGUCCAGAGAGAAAAGAAACUAAUAAUGCUUUAAUGUGUGACCUGAACAAAAGCAGUACAUAAAUAUGAGGAGAAAGAAACAGGUUUUUCUGUUUCUUAAUUAAGGCCUUGUUCACAGCAGGAAGAUGUACAACUGCACAUAUAGGGGGAAACUCUCAGAACUACAUAGCCAGUCAGAGCAUGAGUUACCUCAGCAAGCACCAUGCCCUUCUGACUGGUUGCUAGGCAACACCUCCACCAUUUUCUUGGUUGGCUGGCUAUCUGUAAAUAGAAUUAACCCUUAGGUUGCUAACUUAAUUAUCCCUGCUGUUGUACUUCCAAGAUCAUCUUAUGCAGAGCAGGUGUCCUGCUAUUUUGCUUGCCCCCCCCCCCAAGUAGAGGCAUGCAUAUGUCCUCUACUCACACCUCUCUUUCUCCUGCUCUGUUACAAUGGCUAUUGGUCUCACAAACCAUUUCAUACCUUGCAGGUUUGCUGGCUGCUGGCCAAGCUGAGAUAGAAAACCACCUGGAAAUGGGGCGGAAGCUAUUGGCCGCUGGGCAGCUGGCUGAGGCACUAUCACACUACCACUCUGCAGUGGGUGAGUAAUAUAGCCUGUUUUGACUGUCAUCCCUGAGGCAUCUAACUGACAGGUGUCUUAUGGGCUUAUGCUGCCAUCUCAGUGUCGGUGUGUCACUCGACUUCUGAGCUCUCUCAAGGUAUAAGUUAGAGGGCCCUUGGAAGGUAAUGGUUCCACUACCUGAUCUGUUGUUUUUUGUAUAAUUUUAAAUCAUAAAUAUAGCUGCAGUUGGUUCAGAGAAAUGCAUGUGAAAGAGCUAAACCACAGCAAAUCCAGCCUAUCCCUAUAAUUAUUCGUUUAUGUUGCUACUCAUGAGGGGGACAGGGUGCAGAUGCAGAUCCGUACGCAUCUCACACAGUAUACGUUCUGUUAAGCAUACUGACAUUUAUUUCUGUUUGGUUUUUUUCCCCCUCGACUCUCCUAGAAAGUGAUCCCAAAAACUAUCUUACCUACUACAAAAGGGCAACUAUCUACUUAGCCAUGGGCAAGUUCAAGUCAGCGCUCCCUGACCUCUCAAAGGCUAUUGAGCUCAAGCCGGAUUUCAUGGCUGUAAGUUGUGUGUGUGUGUGUGUGUGUGUGUGUGUGUGUGUGUUCUCCCCCUCCCCACUAAGACCUUCUUAAUGGGAAAGGGUGCAGGGAGAAGGGUUUGUUUCCAGCUCAGAGAACCAGUUUGAAUGAUUCAAAUCAGUCCCCUGCUUCCUCUUUCAGUGCCUCUUGCAUGGGUGGAGAAUGAUUCAGAAUAGCAUGGGCAUGCUGGCAGAUGCCGUUGACACGGGUUAUAGCUAAUCCGCAGCCAUUAUUCGUUUUAUUUUUAAAGAUGUUCUAUCCUGUCUUCUGAUCAGCCGAUUUCAGGGAUAGCUUGCAACACAUUAGAUCCAUAUGGUUUUGUUAUUUUAAAUUGCCUAGCAGCCCUUGUGUGUCUUCCCCUCAAUACUGCUGUCCCAAGGCAAGCGGCACAGAGCAAGUUCCCUUUUUUUUUUGGAGGUGGGGGGUAGCGAGCUGCAGGGAGAUAGUAAGGUCCCUGCAGCUGCUCACCUUGCACUGAUGAAUGAGGCCAGGCUGGUCUUCCCUUUGCCAUGGUGUCCUUCUAAGGAAUCAGGAUGCAUGAGCAGCUUUGUGCGGUGGGUAUAUUUGUGAAGUUUCCCGUUUUGCUAUAUAAUCGGGGCCCUGCAUAUUCUUACUCUAUCCUUCCUUGCGUGUGUUUGCAAAUGUGCACAAGCGCAAACGGUUUGUGCAACCCAACUGAUAAGCUUCCUGUUUCCAAGCAGGAAAUGAUUGCUGUCACCCAAACCUACUUCCCCGUCACACUUGUCUUAAAGGAUCUGGGGGGUUUUCUGUCCCACAGGCCCGAUUACAGCGAGGCAACAUCCUCCUGAAACAAGGCAGCACGCAGGAGGCCAAGCAGGACUUUGAAGCUGUGGUAAGCAAUCUGCCCACAUCCACAUCACAGGUGCAGGAGCCCCAUCUAGCGAUGCACAUUCAUUUUCAUGUCUGGCAAUGGACCGCUGGUGAAAUAUAUUCUCUUGCCUCCUUAGAAUUCCAUUUCAGGGCCAUCAGAAAGGCUGUGUAGCUCAGCAGCAGUAGCCUGCAGCACCAGUCUCCGCUCAACACUGGCUGCAUACACACCAUCCAUUAAAAUCUUCCCACAAAGAACCCUGGGAAUUGUAGUUUAAGAGUCUAGUUUAGUUCUGUGGGGGUAAACUACCAUUCUCAGGAUUCUUUGGGCUUGUACGUUCUAUCCAGUUAGGAAAUUGCAGCAGCACACAUUGGAUUCAAACCUUGCAGUUAUGCAAAAUAUUGCUUUCACUGUGGUGUGCAAACAAUACCACGUAUGAUUCUUUGGGGAAGCUCACUUUGUAACAAGCAGAAAUGGUCCAGGAAUGGUGGGAUAUCUGCCCAGCUGAGCACCUUGGGAAAUUACCUUUCUCAUAAUUUCAAAUCCCCAAAUACAUCGCAACACCAUUGUUCUUUCUGUAUUGGCCCCCAUCUUUUCUCCCUGUUUCAUCUACAUGGACAUUUUCGGACCUGCUCAGAGAUUUGGAUUGACUCCUUAAAAUAUUCAGUGACCUAAUACAUGCGUUCUGUUUUAUUUUAUUGAAAAAAUGAUCUCAUCAGCUCCAAAGUAAUCCGGAAAAUACAGAGGCCCAAAGGCAGCUUGCCCGUGUCUCUGAGCUAGAAUUUUCCAUGCAAGAAGCCCGUACUGCCUUCCAGAGGAAGAACUACCUGGGAGCAAUCAGUAUUUUGGAUCAAGCAAUUGAGGUAUGUUGUCUUCAACUCCUCCUAGCUUUAUAUUCUUAUUUAAGCAGCGCCAUGGGUCAGGUUAACGGGCCUCAGAAGCUUGCCAUCCUGUCUUUAUAAUGAGGUAGUUGGUAUGAGAGUGCUAUGAGAGUCUUAAAAAGUCAUUCAGCUGUGUUGAAGUACAAUCGCACAGCAAGCACCUCUUGGGCCAACAUGUGGGGGUGUUUAACUUGUCUAUUGCUUGGAAUGGCUGGGGAGAAGUGGUGUCUGUGUGAGCGAGAGGACGGACCCUCUUUUUAACCUGCGUUGUUAGAACAUUGAGACCAGAACCUGGAAAACCAGGCUUCCAAACCCCAUUCAGCUGUGAAGCUCAUUGUGUGGCCUUGGGCCAGGCACUCUUUCUCACCCUCACACACCUCAUAAGGUUGUUGUGAGGAUGAAGUGGAGGAGGAGAAAUCCUUGUACACCACCUUGGAGGAAAAAUGGAAGUGGAAUAAAUAGCAUGGUCCUUGUCGCCUUCUGCCUCUUCCAAAGGGAGGUGGUGGUGCUGUGGUCUAAACCACUGAGCCUCUUGAGCUUGCUGAUCAGAAGGUCAGCGGUUUCAUGGGGUGAGCUCCCGUUGCUCUGUCCCAGCUCCUGCCAACCUAGCAGUUUGAAAGCACACCAGUGCAAGUAGAUAAAUAGGUACCACUGCGGUGGGAAAGUAAAUGGCAUUUCCGUGCGCUCUGGUUUCCGUCACGGUGUUCCGUUGCACCAGAAGCAGUUUAGUCAUGCUGGCCACAUGGACCUGGAAAGCUGUAUAUGGACUUAACUGUCCAGAGGUCCUUUGCCUUUUUACCUUUUACCUCUGUCUCUUCCCUCAUCUCCACCCACCCCGGUCACCUGAAGCUGGAAAAGAGCAGUGAAAAUCUAAUGGGCUUGGCACACUAUCAAGUCCUGGGGAGGGGAAUAAUAAAUAAAUUUUAUUUAUACAGACACACAAAACUCUGAAUAAAUAUAGCAGAAAUGAGUUUUUGGGUUGGGAGGGCCAUAGCUGAGCAUUAGAGCACCUCCAUGCAAUGAGGCCCAGGUGCAUGUUAGGAUUCCUGCUCCUGACAGUGUAAUCCCUGGCAUUUCCAGGUAGGGUGGAGAGAGACUCCCUGGCUGAAACCCUUGAGAGCCAGGGUGGACAAGUCAGGGUGGACUAUCCUGAGCUAGAUGGACCAGCCACCCAACUCUGUGUAAGGCAACUUCCUCUGCUACCAACCAAGGUUCUAAAGUAAAAACAGCAGGAGGCUUUGAGGAUAUUAACUUCCUCUCCUCUGUGCCCCAGAUCUCCCCCUGGGACCCAGAAGCAAAAGAGCUGCGUGCUGAGUGCUACCUGUACCUUGGCGACUACAACAAAGCCAUCAUGGACCUGAAACCCACCACCAAGCUGCGUAACGAUAACAGGGCGGCCUUCCUGAAGCUCAGCAAACUCUAUUACAACUUGGGGGAACACGAGGAGUCCUUAAAGUGAGUGGUGCAUGCAUGCAUGCAUAUGUUGUGCGGUGUGUUACAGACACGUGCAGGGGGGCCGUUCUGUACUACUUAUCCCAGGCACUGUGUCUGGAUUUAAUAAUAAAGCAGCUGGGGAGCAGCAUUGCACAGGCAGGGAGUUUCUGCACCCUCCUGGCCUUUCCACUGUCUUGGGUCCCUCCUGUUGCAUCUAGACCCGGUCUCUUUUCCUCCACAGCCAAGUGCGGGAGUGCUUGAAGCUGGAUCAGGACGACAAGGACUGCUUCUCCCACUACAAGCAAGUGAAGAAGCUCGCCAAGCAGCUGGAAUCUGCCGAGGAGCACAUCAGAUCUCAGAGGUGCGCUGAGUACCUCCCUAUGUCCACCCGCCUUAACCUUCCUGGGUUACUUGUUUGCAUGUGUGGCUGGCUAGAAGUCGGCAGCGCACAUUGAGUGGCUUCUGUGCACAUCAUUAUGCUCUAAGCAUGUGCAAAGGGUGUACAGAGGAAUGCUCUGUUCUGUAGCAUUUUAUGAGCUUGCGGGUUGAACCAAUAUGCAUAUAUUUGUUCAGUGUGUAUCAUCGCUUCUGUUUCUGCUGUUCACAGAGAGGGGAGGACACCUGUGCAAGACGCUGUUAAGUACAUAAACAGUUUCUGAGACUUCAACAGGCGGCAUAUUUACAGUACAUUAAGUCUAGAAAAUGUAAACUGAUAUUCUUGAGAUAAGAAAACAAGAACCAAGUUGCUGGUUCAGACCAAGGAUUCAUCUAGGCAGCCAUCCCACACAAAACGUAUUUCUGGGAAGUUCACUCCCAAACCAUGGGUAUCCUUCAUGAAUCUGUCUGCUCCCUUUUUUUUUUUUUUUUUUGAAAGUCACAUGAAGCUGCCUUUUAUCCUGAGUCAGACCGCUAGCCCAGAACUGGUUCUCUGAGGUCAGGUCAGAGCGUCUUUUCCCAGCUGUGAAGCCCAUGGUUGUUUUAACUGGAGAUAGACAGAACUGAAAAUGGUGCUUUGCCUGCUGAGAACACCCGGCUCCCUAACAAGGCAGAUUUGUAUGACUUUAAAAGGGGAGCUAUCAGACAACUUUGUGGCAAAUGGGUCUUAGCAGCUACCCAUGGAGCCAUCUAAGUUGGUCACCAUUUCUUGUAGUAGUGAGUUUUGUAAGAUAAUCAUGUGUUGCGAAGUGCUCCUUCACCUAUUGUCCAUCUUGUUUGUUUCAUUUCUCCAGUGCUGUGAGAAAAGAAAGCUCUCUCUUCUGUACUAUUCAUAAUUUAAUAGAUGUCUAUCGUGUGGUUUUGUUUGUGAAAACACAAUGUUGCUGCACUCCGGGGCCCGGUAGCAAUCUGCACUUGAGUAGAGUGAUAGCAGAAUAAUCACAGCCUUUCUGUUACACAGAUGGACCACGAAAUCAGACAAAUCACAUUCAGUUCUUUGGCUGCUCGUUAUCCCUUUGUCGCUGAGAGCAUUGUGCAGCCUCAAGGUUUGCAUGCUCCUUUCCUUUCCAUAUACAGUUGUCUUCUCUGUCAUUUCCCGGGGACAGGUACGAAGAUGCCAUUGAGAAGUAUAAAGCAGCCAUGAAAACUGAGCCCAACGUGGAGAUCUAUACCAGUAAGGCAAAAGGAGGCAUCUGCCACUGUUUAUCCAAGGUAAGGCAGUGUGGUUCAGCCUGUCUGAGGAGAUGAAUAGGAAGUAAAACAAACUUGGCUUUGUUUUGUUGUUUAAUUAAAGGAGUAAACAAUCAAAUACAACUACAAGAGUAUUUGGCAUAAACGAAUGAAAAUUCAUAACACUAGUAUUGCAAUUUUGUCCAUUUUAGAAUGAACUCUGACAGCCUUAGAAGUAAGAGAGAUGUCAGUUUUGAAAUCUAGGGAUCUGCAUUUGGUUUCCUGAUCUGCUGCUGGUAUCCUAUCUGUGCCUGGUCAUGUUCUCAGCCUCUCAUGCUUCUUCCUUCCUGUAGAAAUGAAACUUGUUGGCCUACAAUCAGAGUAGCCAACAGGGUGACCUCCAGUUGGUGUUGGACUCCCUAACAGCCAUCAAUUCCCCCAGCCAGCACGGCUAAUGGACAGGGUUGACCAGAAUCAUCCAUCAAGCAUCUAGAGGACACCCUGUUAGCUGCAACUGGCCUGUAUCUCAGGAAAGAUUUGAACCACCAUCUCUCUACUCUAUAACAGUGAUCCACUGGAUCAGAAUAGACAAUGGGGCAGAUAUGGUGGAGGGACAUGAUUGCUGGGAAACCAGUAGCAAAAAAAUUCCCUUCCCCUUUUUGUGUGCCACAGAGCAAACAGCCUCAUGAAGCUAUAGACAUCUGCACAGAAGCCCACCAACUCGACCCCAGGAACAUCUUCAUCUUGCGUGACAGAGCUGAAGCCUAUAUCCUGAACGAGGAGUUUGAAAAAGGUAAAAGCGUUGGUGAUGCAGGAGGACCAUGCCAGGACCGCAGCUCAGUGGUAGAGCAUCUGCUUUGCAUGCAGAAUCGUAGAGUUGGAAGGUACGCUGAGGAUCAUCUGGUUCAGGGUUUUCCCAUACUUGGGUCUCCAGCUGUUUUGGGACUGCAGUUCCCAUCAUCCCUGACCACUGGUCCUGCCAACUAGGGAUGAUGGGAGCUUGUAGUCCAAAAACAGAAGGAGACCGAAGUUAAGAAGCCUUGAUCUAGUCCAGCCCCCCUCUGCUCACUGGACCAAGCACACGGUCAUUGCUUGAAAAUUUUCCAAAUUUUCCAUUUUAUUUUAUUACAGUAAUAAAGGAUGUGGCUGUUUUUUUAAAGGAAUAUUUUAUUUUCUCUGGAUUUCAUGCACUUUGGUCAGAUUCCAGGUGCGCAGACCUGUGAGAUAAUGACGUUAAGAGACAAAAGUUGAAAAAAGUGGCUGCAAAAAAGUCACUUUUCCUCCUGUAUUAAAGCCAACUCUUUCCUUGUAGCGGUUGAAGACUAUCAAGAGGCCAAAGAGUUUGAUGGUGAAAACGAGGAAUUAAAAGAAGGGUUGGAGAGGGCACAGAAACUGCUGAAGCAAUCGAAGAAACGGGACUAUUACAAAAUCCUUGGGAUCCGGAGGUAUGGCAUGCACUUUCCGUAACUCUUUCCUGGUCCAGAAUUGGACCUGGAAACAAAUUGAGAGACAAUACAGCUGAUAGCAUCGGUUUAAUUGAAUCAAGAAACUGGGCUCACAACCUCCUCAUUUAUUUUGAACCCAUUGAUGCUGUUGGACAGUUUUCAAGGGCAGCCCCAUGUAGUAUGCAUAGCAGUAGUCUAAUCCAAACGUGAUUUCUCUCUAUGUGUAACUGUGGUAAGUUCAGCCUUCACCAGAGAAGGCUGCAAUUGAGACACACCAGCCCAAGCACAGCCACCACCUGUCUAUUCUUGAAUUCAAUGGGACUUGACUUUGACUGAAUCAGACCUUAAGUGAUAGCUUUGCCAGAGCAUAGUUUUAAACUUUUCAACUCUUGCCCUCCCCACCCAGCCACCCGGCGCUCACAAAAGGAUAUAAAUAUUGGAACAACUUCAAUAGUUUUAAAGACAAAGUCAGCCUGGCCAGGUUUCGGGUAAAUAUUUGAUGCGGCAAAGUAGAUGUACUGGUUGGUUGGCAGAGUGUUUUUAUGAGGUGGCAAUGGGGAAAAACAACUCUCUUGCGGCUCUAAUUAGGUUGCUGCAGGAAUAUGCAAGCCUUUGGGUUUGCGCAGGAGUCUCUGGUAGACAUGAAAGAUUUCUGUAUAUCUCCAGAGCUUGCAUACACUGAAUGCUGAGCUCAGUUGGCCAAACAUAGCAACGUCUUUUUACUUACCUACUUUGCUUCUCCUAUUCUUCUGAAACCCAUGGCACUGGAACCCAUGUCCGAGCUGUACAGUCUGUGGAAACUUUCAUGCUUAAAUUUGUUAUCAUUCACAUCACUGAAGAAAAUGAAGGAAAAAACUUAGUUUCUGUUUCCCCCCUGUCCCCCACUCUAGGAAUGCAAAUAAGCAGGAAAUCAUCAAAGCCUACCGGAAGCUAGCUCAGCAAUGGCACCCUGACAAUUUCCAGUCUGAAGAUGAGAAAAAAGAGGCUGAGAAGAAAUUCAUUGACAUUGCAGCUGCUAAAGAGGUCCUGACAGAUCCAGGUAAGGCCUGCCUGAUUAAAUUCAGGUUUGCGUGUGCUUCACUGUAGGCGAUAAAUUGGUUGUUUUGCACAACGAGUGCAAGAAUACAUAUUUGGCAUGUGUUCUUCUUUGCUAAGAUAGCCUGCCCCUUAACCACUAGAGUUUUGGGAGUAUGCAAUGGGUUACAACUGUACCAGUAGAAUGGUGAUUGCAUCUAAUUUCCCUGUACUUGCUAGCAUUUAAACUCCAAAUUUCCUCCAAGGAGCUCAGGAUACUGUGCAUGGUACUUCUUCCCCUUUAACCUUGCAACAGUCCUGUGUGGGCAGAUCAAGCUGUGAGUUGGUGAUAGUCCCAUCAUCACCCUUAUAACCUUGGUGAAUGGGUGCGAUUUGAAUCCUAGUCUCUCCUAGUCUAACCUCUGCAUCUCACUGAUUCACGCAGACAGAGACCACGUAGGGUGUGUGUGUGUGUGUGUGUGUGUGUGUACACCAUCUAGCACACAAUAAGUAUUUAAAUGGGUCUAGAAACAUCCACGUAUGGAGGGGAUGAGAUCUUUCAGAUUUGAAGAUAACAAGGAGCGCUUGAGAGAUACGAAGACCAGAGCUGGCUCUCUCCUUUUCUCCCACCCACAUGUGUCCACCCAGAUAUGCCUUGCACCUCUUUUGACCCAGUCUCUUCAACCUCUUUCCCACCCUACGUUUUUGUUCUCUGUUUUCUUCCCCCUUCCAGAAAUGCGGCAGAAGUUUGACUCCGGCGAGGACCCCCUGGACCCAGAGAACCAGCAGGGAGGGGCAGGACACCAGCACCAGUGGCCCUUCGAAUUCAACCCUUUUGGUUCUGGGAACUUCCACUUCAAAUUCCACUUCAAUUAACUUGGGACCGAGCCUUGGAACAAAAGGCAAAAAAAAAGAAAAAAAAGAAAAAGACCCUGUGGCUAGCAAGCAGGUGCCUGGACUUCUGGGCUGUGCAUUGUCCAUGCAGACACUGCAAAAGUUACCAGCCCCCAUCAGAAAACAACCGCUAUACAAUGGGGGUGGGUGGAGGUGGCCUCCCCGCUGCAUCCAGACAUCCCCGGCCCAGAUGUCCGGAUGCUUUUUCCAACUAGAGCUGAGGCUUGAAGAAAGAUGGUGUCGUCUUGCCUCUGGUUGGGGUUCCAAACAAUGUGGGGCUGCAAGGUGAGAUGUAACCAUGCAUGCAGGGCCUUGCAUACCUUUCUGAAAAUCCUGCUUUUCAUGGGAGUCCUUGCAACUCUGGAUUUAUGUAUGCAGCUCGACUUAGUUGGCCGAUGGGCUGUACCUCUCGUGUCUGCUGAGAUUCAUUUUUUUUAAGCUGGUGGUAAGGAAACUGAUUCCUCAUUCCCUGCCCCGACUCCCAUCUAUCCUUAAAAAAAUCCUUCACUGCCAUAUAACUACAAACCCUUUUAAAUUGUAAAAAGAAAAGAAAAGUGGGCAGGAGAGUAUACCGUCCUGUUCACCUGUUGGCAUGCAUUUGAGUUUGCCUACCUGAGAAAAUAUUUGCGUAAUGUGAAGUGUGGGGUGAUCUCUGCUGAUGGCAGAAAGCACCGCUGAGUCCUGCAACGGCCUUCCUCCGUUGCAACACCCGUAAUUUCGUUGAUGCAGCUAUUCAUCUUGAAAAGGCAGUGAGAAGCGCCUCUUUAUCAACACCCACCAGGUUUUGCGGUGGUUUGGGCCACCCUAUGAAGUGGCAAAAUUCAUCUCUUCUUUUGAUGGGGUGGAUUCCGGUAUUGCACAUUUGACUUCUCCCUUCCCCCAAAUACAAAGGGAAUAAUGGUCAAGAACCCAGUCUGGAUUUUGGGGGAGAGGAGCUUAGGUCAUACACCUUGCCCUAAAGUUAAUCCCUGUGAAAUCCCCUCCUUCCUUGCCACCGUUUGACUGUUACAGUGUGUGAAUUGCGAGUCUGCUAUUCUACCAUCCAAAUGAGGGAUUCUUGCCUCCCUCAAUUUACUCCAGUUAGGCAAAUUUUUAACUUUUCUUCCUCCUGCUCCAGGGCAAAAGGGGGAGGCACUGCUGUCCCCUUACCCCCCCCACCCACCCCAAGACAGCACAGUACUUCUAUAAAGCCUGAACCUGCUCUAGCCGUUGCCCAGGGGCCGAGGGAAGGAACGUUAAGGAGGGGGUGUUAAACCACCACCUAUUACCAAAAGUGUCAAGAUUAAACGUUUGUAUUGC
Podarcis lilfordi (Lilford's wall lizard) is the source of this 11870-nucleotide messenger RNA. NCBI's taxonomy places the organism in Eukaryota, Metazoa, Chordata, Lepidosauria, Squamata, Lacertidae. The record is from the annotation of a GenBank genome assembly.